AUGGACGGUCGUCUAGCAGUCUUCCAGAAUUAUGAGCACAAGAAGACCGACGACAAAUCGCCAGCACAAUGGAGGUCAGCUCGAAGUCUGCGAAGACAUAGAAGGAAUUUUCUGCUUCUGGCCUUGGUGGUUCUGGGAUUGGCGUUCUGGCAUAUAUUUCACACUCACUCAACCGUUGUGCAUUUGGCGCAGCGGCGUGAAUCGGUCAACUCCAACGCAGAUGCUCACAAGCGCCAUGAAGGAUUGCACCGUCCGUCGUCGAAAGUGCCGGCUUCUGAAAAGCUGAGCAAAUUACGUGAUACUGUUAAAGACCCGAUCAUCAAUACAGAUGGUGGUAAUGCUGACGCCAAUGUGCGACAACGACAAGAGCCAUCUGAAGAGCAGAAGGGCUCAGAAACGACUGAGGACCACGCCACUGGUCCUGAACCGGAUGCGCCAACCAAGCAGAAGCCGAUUCUCGAUUCACCACGCGCUGAUGAAGACAAGCAGUCAGCAGCAAGGAGAAAUCAACAGAAAGAAGACAGUGAAGAAGACCAGAAUCCAAACUGGAUAAAGGGUCCUGUCAGGGUUGAGGCAGACCUCGACACUAAUCACGAGAAGGAACCUGUGCUAUCAGCGCCUGAUGUUGAAAGUAAGCAGAAGGUGAUCGAAGCAGAACCUGACGAACACCUGGUCCUCGAGGAAACAGCAGAAAAUCUGCCUGAGAUCAUUCAUAUUCCUUUCGAAGAGGCUGUGAAGAGCCACGUACUUGAAGGCUGGGAGGACGACUGGAUCAGCCACGGCAGGUUCGACUCCGACAAGUGGACUCUCAAGGAACCUCAGAUCGAUUUUGUCUAUCUUUGGGUUAAUGGUUCAGAGGAAGCCUUUCAGGAAACGAAACACCCAUUUGAGCUAAAUUCCAUAUUGAACGAUGCUGAAGGGAAUUGGAUCUCUUCUCAUGGCGUCAACCGAUACCGCGACUGGGACGAACUCAGAUACGCUGUCCGAAGUGUCGAGAAAUAUGCUAAGAGCUUCCGGAAUCAAAUCCAAAUCAUCGUCAAUUCAGUCAAAGGUACAAAAGCAGGCAAGCAGGUCCCUACAUGGCUCAACGAUAAGCCUUCGACACGGGACGUUGUGAAGGUGUUGGCACAAGAAGAAUUUAUGGACAGAAAGGCACAAGCUUGCUUGCCCACCUUCAAUUCCUUGACGAUUGAGAACCAACUCUUCAACACGCCAUCAAAUACUGACUACAUGUUCGCUCUCUCCGACGAUAUGCUUCUAGGCAAAACACAUUCAGCAUCUGAUGUGGUCUCUCCUCUUCUAGGUCCAGUCAUGGGCUUCAAGACAAAUCAAUACAAUACCAUUCAUCCACCAAACGAGGACGACGCUCAUCGAUUUGGAGAAAAGCCUUUCCUGAUAUACACGUCGUGGCUUCUCAACAGGCGAUUCGGACAACGUAAGCGAAAAGGCCAAGGCCACUUCGGACAUGCCCUAUCCAGAAGCAUCAUGCGAGAGGCUAUAGGCUCAUUUCCUGGCCCAGAGCUACAAAGUACCUGCAAACGUUUUCGAGGAGAACCCGGCUUCCAGCUCUACUCCUGGUUUGUCACAUUCCACUAUUUGAUCGAGCGAUAUCGCGAAGCUAUGCUCUGGUCCUUGAUCAUGCUCCGAAGCGAUGUCGACGGCGACGGCUACCUCUCCUGGGACGAACGCCGCACCCUCAUGAGUGCCCUCGAAGCCGGCAUGAAAAACGAAGGAAAAGCCGCUUUCCGUACACGGAAUUUUUACCACGUGCGAAAACAUCUCGAGAAUGCAGGAUUAGCCGCUCCCAAAGUCAACACCGAUUUUCUGUGGACUUCCCUCGACGGUCCUUCCUCAUUCAUGAAUCUUGAAUGUGCCGAGUUCGAGGUCAAUGAAUGCCUUGGUCCUGGCUUCUCUAUCUCAAUGAGCGGGUACCAGGGCAAGAAUCCCUCGUUCAGCACAGCUGUCAUUUUCGAACGUGUUGCACGAAAUAAACCACAAUGUGGAGAUUGCUUGCUCAAAGUCGUUCUUAACCAGGUCAAGCAGGGGUUGAGCCCGAUACUUCCAGAUGAAAAGACCCAGGCCGCGGAGCGAGAAUUGGCAGUGAAGGCGCUGAUGCGCUACAAAUAUACUAUUGUCGAGCCGAAUGGGCUGUUCACUAUGCUUACAGAUGCCGAACAAAUUGACAAAAUGCUGGUUGAGAAGUAUGUUAGAGGCAAGACGCCUGUACCUGGACAGCUAUGUUUGAACGACGAUGUGGCGACAGAGGAAGAAAGCGAGCUUGUCGAUAUCCAGAAUGCUAUGAGCGAGUUCUAUCAGGGGCUGUUUCCGGAGAAGAGUGAUUUUGAGAGGUAG
Messenger RNA from Lithohypha guttulata, 2352 nucleotides. RefSeq lists its product as uncharacterized. Gene Ontology annotation, biological process: N-glycan processing to lysosome; carbohydrate phosphorylation. Bases 1 to 2352 code for a protein of 783 amino acids. Gene Ontology annotation, molecular function: UDP-N-acetylglucosamine-lysosomal-enzyme N-acetylglucosaminephosphotransferase activity. The transcript has a single exon. The record is from RefSeq and is a predicted model, not a curated record. Gene Ontology annotation, cellular component: Golgi apparatus. Lineage: Eukaryota; Fungi; Ascomycota; Eurotiomycetes; Chaetothyriales; Trichomeriaceae.